AAAUUAUAAGACGAAAGAAAAAUCAAAACUUGAGAAGACCGACUUGUAUAAUAAUAUCUUGCCUUUGAAUUCAAUUAAUUACAAGAAUAGCCUCCUGGGAAUAUCCAAAAUUCGCAUCUUUUUGGAGCUUCCUCCCAUCCCCAUGGAUGUUGUAGACGGAGGAGUUGAUCGGGGGCAAAACCGUAGAGCAACUAUGGAGAGGGAUUCAGAUGAUAAGAUCGCAGACCCUUCUUGGUUCUCUCCUAAAAAGCUUCUCUUUGUGUUUUGUGUAGUCAACUUGAUAAAUUAUAUAGAUCGUGGAGCUAUAGCAAGUAACGGUGUGAAUGGGAGUCUUGGUACUUGCACCUCGACUGGUACAUGUUCAUCUGGCAGCGGAAUACAGGGGGAUUUCAACUUGAGCAAUUUUCAAGAUGGAGUUUUGUCUUCUGCUUUCAUGGUUGGCCUUCUUGUCGCCUCUCCUAUCUUUGCUUCUGUAGCCAAGAGUGUUAAUCCGUUUAGACUUAUUGGAAUUGGAUUAUCCAUAUGGACUCUGGCUGUGAUUGGCUGUGGUUUAUCCUUUGAUUUCUGGUCCAUCACAUUCUGUCGAAUGUUUGUUGGUGUUGGUGAGGCAUCAUUUGUAAGCCUCGCUGCCCCAUUUAUCGACGAUAAUGCCCCUCAUGCUCAGAAAUCGGCGUGGCUUGCUAUGUUCUACAUGUGUAUUCCGACAGGAUAUGCUCUUGGCUAUGUAUAUGGUGGACUGGUGGGGAGUGUUCUUCCGUGGCGUGCUGCAUUUUGGGGAGAAGCAAUACUUAUGCUUCCUUUUGCUGUUCUAGGUUUUGUUAUCAAACCCUUGCAUCUGAAAGGUUUCGCUCCAGAUGAUAAAGGAAAAAACAGGACAGAUAACUUAAACGUUUUACCAACUGGUUAUGGGUUCUCAGCUGUCUUGAAAGACUUGAAACUGCUUUUGGUAGAUAAGGUUUAUGUUACAAACAUUCUCGGGUAUAUUGCUUACAACUUUGUCUUAGGCGCAUAUUCUUAUUGGGGUCCAAAGGCUGGUUAUAACAUAUACAAAAUGGAAAACGCUGAUAUGAUAUUUGGAGGGAUUACAGUUAUCUGUGGAAUCGUUGGAACAUUGUCUGGAGGAGUGGUCUUAGAUUUCAUGGAUGCUACAAUCUCAAAUGCUUUCAAGCUACUAUCAGUUUCAACAUUUAUAGGAGGGUUGUUCUGCUUUGCUGCUUUCUGUUUCAAGAGCAUGUAUGCCUUUCUAGCUCUUUUUGCUGUUGGUGAACUUCUCGUCUUUGCCACUCAGGGUCCUGUGAAUUUCAUAGUUCUCCAUUGUGUGAAACCAAGUUUGAGACCACUUGCAAUGGCCAUGUCUACUGUCUCCAUCCACAUCUUUGGAGAUGUUCCUUCCUCACCACUCGUUGGAGUUCUUCAGGACUACGUGCACAACUGGAGAGUGACCGCUCUUGUUCUUACAUUUGUUCUCUUUCCAGCUGCUGCAAUUUGGUUCAUAGGGAUCUUCCUAAACAGUGUGGAUCGUUAUAACGAAGAUUCGGAGCCUGAUGCAGUGACCAGAGAAUCAGCCGUUGCCCCCCUUCUGGAGGAAGCAUGAGACAACAACGAAAUACAAACUAACAAUGUCACAGUGUACCAAGAAUCAAUCUAUGUAAUGGUUUAUUCAUCUCUUUCUCUAUUUUCUUGUACAAAGAUAAGUAUUUAAACAUAAACAGUUACCUUCAAGUUGUAUAUUACUUGUUCUUUUGUUAUGUUUCACACUUGCAGCAAUAUUGAAACUUCCAUUAUUUAA
Messenger RNA from Brassica napus (rape), 1789 nucleotides. RefSeq names its product probable sphingolipid transporter spinster homolog 2. The record is from RefSeq and is a predicted model, not a curated record. Gene Ontology annotation, biological process: transmembrane transport. Bases 143 to 1594 code for a protein of 483 amino acids. The transcript has 14 exons. Lineage: Eukaryota; Viridiplantae; Streptophyta; Magnoliopsida; Brassicales; Brassicaceae. Gene Ontology annotation, molecular function: transmembrane transporter activity. Gene Ontology annotation, cellular component: membrane.